Vigna radiata var. radiata (mung bean) is the source of this 1092-nucleotide messenger RNA. RefSeq lists its product as uncharacterized. The transcript is spliced from 4 exons. The record is from RefSeq and is a predicted model, not a curated record. Lineage: Eukaryota; Viridiplantae; Streptophyta; Magnoliopsida; Fabales; Fabaceae. Bases 324 to 878 code for a protein of 184 amino acids.
CUAAAAGUACUUCUAAAGAUAGUUAUGAGUAAUUUCAGGGAGAUUAUGCCAAUUCUUUUGUUUUGGUUCUGGUUUGCUUUGAUUUCAUCCGUACGGAAAAACAUAAUGUUUUCAAACUUAAAUUAAUAUUUGAUUGAAUAUAAUAGAAGUUAAAUUCAAUCAAUUAUACAUUUGUACAACCCUUUUAAGACAAAAGCGGAAGAUGCAUGUGAAAUUUCAUAAUCUAAGAGGUACCACCAUUGCACAAGAAACUUUGUGCUACCCAUUUGAUAUUUAAAUACCCAAACUACCCUUUUCUCUUCACUUUCUUGACGCCCUCAUUCAUGGGUGGUGGAGUGAUGAGUGCGGUGGCCAAGUUCACUGCCACCGGGAUCAGAGGCGUCAUGNCGCCUGUCCAGUCAUCUGUUCAGAGUACUUCUGAAGUGUCACCGGCAGANGGCGGUGAAGACAGUACAGCGAGGGUGGUGUCAGGCAGUGUUCUUUGUUUUGAUGAAGCCACAACUGAACUAAAACAUGCUCUACAUAAGAAAUACCUAUCUCCAAAGUCCACCUUGAAGAACAAAGAUUGUGUUUUUCAGGCUUUUCAAUUGUUUAGUGAAAGUUCAGAAGCUCAGAGUAUUGUGGCUUCUAUUUCCUGUGACCAAAAUAUAUGGAAUGCGAUGGUGCAAAAUCCUAAACUACAAGAUUUCUUCCAUGCACAGCAGACAGCUGGUUUUGAAGUAAAGAGAACUUUUGAUGAAAAAGUGGAAGACUUACCUUAUUCUUAUUCAGUGUAUUCUCUUGUCAAUUUACUAAAUAUUCUCCGCAACAUGAAGUUUACCAUAGUUGAAAUGAUUGCAGCGUGUCAAUUUACCUUCAGAAUAAGUUUGAGUUCUUAAUUGCUGGUUAUUGAUUGGAGAGGAAAUGCAAAAACAAACUUCAUGGAUACAACAUUGUGAAGGAACUUAGUGAUGUCUAUUACUGGGAAUUUUCACAACUCUAUUAUUCUUGAAAGUUAUUUCGUUUGGUCUCUCCACCAUUAUCGUGGAUCUCUAUUACUGUUUUUUUCAGUGGAAUUUAGUGAUGUCUUCGGAAAAUAUUAAAUUGUUUAAA